GCGCUUGCGUAUGUCCUUCAGAGCUUUACAUUGACUCGGGCAGACAUGGCGUCCUCCUGCACAAGGCAGCUACUUGCGCGCUGCAUGUCUUCAUCUACGGCUGCAGCCAAGAAGCUCGCCAUCAAACAUGUGACAGUGAUCGGAGGCGGCCUGAUGGGAGCCGGGAUAGCGCAGGUGGCUGCAUCUACAGGUCACACAGUUGUGCUGGUUGAUCAGACAGAUGACAUCCUAAAAAAGUCUAGAAAAACCAUUGAAGACAGCUUGAAAAGAGUAACAAAGAAGAUGUUUGCAGAUAAGCCUGAGGCUGCCUCCCAGUUCAUUGAAAAAAUCCUUGCCAACUUUACAACCAGCACAGACCCAGCAGCUGUUGUGCACAGCACUGACCUUGUGGUUGAAGCCAUUGUUGAGAAUUUGGACGUGAAGAAUGAGCUCUUCAAAAGACUAGAUAAAUUUGCCCCUGAACAUACAAUAUUUGCUAGCAACACCUCAUCAUUGCCAAUUACGGAUAUAGCAAAUUCCACAACCAGGCAGGACCGGUUUGGUGGACUGCAUUUCUUUAACCCUGUGCCAAUGAUGAAGCUUAUUGAGGUCAUAAAGACUCCAAUGACAAGCCAAACAACCUUUGAGUCCCUGAUGGAUUUUAGUAAAGCUCUUGGAAAAACACCAGUGUCAUGCAAGGACACCCCUGGCUUUAUUGUUAACCGCCUCCUUGUGCCAUACCUAAUGGAAUCUGUCAGACUUUAUGAGCGAGGGCAUGCAUCAAAAGAAGACAUUGAUGUUGCAAUGAAGCUUGGAGCAGGCUAUCCCAUGGGUCCUUUUGAGCUGCUGGAUUACGUUGGCCUUGACACUAGUAAAUACAUUAUUGAUGGGUGGCAUGCGUUGGAACCGAACAAUCCGUUAUUUGCGCCUAGUGAAUUGUUAGAUAAGCUGGUUGCUGAGAAGAAACUUGGCAAGAAGACGGGAGAAGGAUUUUAUAAAUACAAAUGAAAGUAAUGCCACACGCUCUAUUUUGUAACUGUCCGGCGACUGUGGGAGGGGAGGUCAGGUCUGUCUUGCUAAUUAACACAGAAUAGCUGUUGCUCUCUCGCUACAUAACGGAAAAUUCUAUUGAUCUGAUUUUUUGAUUCCCAUCGUAUCACUCCGUAGUGCCUUGGAGCAAGGGUUGUUCACUGCGGCUCAGAAUCCUUUUCUAAUGCCUUAAGGAAAACUUCUAACAAACAACUCAUUUGCUGAGUUAAUAAAUGUGACUAUGCCAGAAA
This is a messenger RNA of Xenopus tropicalis (tropical clawed frog), 1259 nucleotides long. It is a transcript of the gene hadh, whose product is annotated as hydroxyacyl-CoA dehydrogenase. Gene Ontology annotation, biological process: fatty acid metabolic process. Lineage: Eukaryota; Metazoa; Chordata; Amphibia; Anura; Pipidae. The record is from RefSeq and is marked provisional. Gene Ontology annotation, cellular component: mitochondrial matrix. The coding region runs from base 46 to 987 and encodes 313 amino acids. Gene Ontology annotation, molecular function: (3S)-3-hydroxyacyl-CoA dehydrogenase (NAD+) activity; oxidoreductase activity; oxidoreductase activity, acting on the CH-OH group of donors, NAD or NADP as acceptor. The transcript is spliced from 8 exons.